Messenger RNA from Diatraea saccharalis (sugarcane borer), 2235 nucleotides. The record is from the annotation of a GenBank genome assembly. Lineage: Eukaryota; Metazoa; Arthropoda; Insecta; Lepidoptera; Crambidae.
AUACAAGGUGAAGCAAUUUUCUCAUGUAGUAGGUACGUAAGAGUCUACUUAAUAUCAUAGUUCUCUAUCUUUGGUAUUUUCAAUUUGACAGAAAUUAACGUUCGUUCAGAAAUUAAAAUAAACGUUCUGCUUUUGUUAUUCAGGAGUCCUCCAUUACCACUAUUAUAACAUAAAAUUUUAUAAUUAUGUUGUGAAUUUCGAAUGUGAAUUCUAUAUAUAUAUAUGGCAAUUGCUUACUAAAAUUCAAGAAAAGCUUUUCAAGUAUGUUUUUUGUUAAACUAAAAUUUGACAGCAUAAAAGGGUGCUCGGUGAAUUUGUUGCCUUUUGUUGUAUUAAGUGGAUUCCUUUUUUCACAAAUAAAACAGGUAAAUCGCAACGUGAGUGUGGCAACACCAUAGGGCGGGCGGGAGCGCGGGCGGCUCGCAGGCUGCCCGGCAGUCCGCGAGCGCGGCGCGGCGGCUUCGCUCCGCGACUCCUCGCUCCCGCCGCCCGCCCUCAGGCGUAGGCGCAGGCGGGGCCGGCGUGCAGCGCGCGCAUGGCGCUGCUGUACCGCGCUACGCGGCUGAAGGACCGCGCCGACACGCACGUGUUCACGUUUGUGGUGACGCGCUCGGCCACACGCGAGCCCGACCGCGACGUCACCUCCAAGGACUUCUGCUGCGCACACCAGCGCUGGGCCGUCGCCUUCAGUCGGACAGAUACCGCGCUUGGUGUUUAUCUAGUAUGGCGUGGCGCAUGCGAGGGCAUGCGCGUUUACGUCGAUUUCACUUUCACGUUACUUAGUAGAGACCACUUCACUGCUAAUGAGGGCUUUUCCGGCAAGCAAGUGCGGUUCAGUGCGGGAUGCGCCGCGCAGGGCCGCGGCCGAUGUGUUUCCCUGGCCGAACUUAACACCAAGUUUGCUGAUGCGCGCGGCGAAUUCCAACUUGAACUCAGCAUGUCCCGGGUGCGGACGCUCUACUCUUGCGAGCUCCGUGCGCCUCGAGUCGAUACUCCACCAAUAGCUUUCGCGGGCUUCGAUUGGUCAGUCUCAGCGACGGGAGGCAAUAAAGAACCGAUGUCGCUUCGAUUAGUACGGCUUUCUGGGGAAGGUCAGCGAUGUCGAGUGCGUUAUGCCCUCGCAUUGGGUGAAGGAGAGCGGCGGUUACAUUCGGGGCCUCUCGAAUAUGUGUGCGACGCCGACGGACGAACGCCGCCGUGGAACCCACGUCCUCCUGCCCGUUUCUCGCAUAAAGGUGUGCGUCUUACCGUAGAGCUUAUCUGGGCCAGAGCAUUGGCUGAGUUGGCAGUGCCUGCGGCCGGUCGAGCGGCCACCUGUUACGAUCGUGACAAGCAGGCGUGGGCGGUGCGAUGUGACAUGCACUCGGAGUCGGUGCGUCUACAUAUGCUGUACCGCGACGUACAUCACGUGCCUAGAAACCAUUUGCGUUACGUCAGCUGGUCAGCAUGGUUAGUGCGAGCAGCUCCUGCGCCCGGUGAGCCUGACGCAGAAGAGCUGCCCGGUGCACCCUUCGAGCAUUACUACGCUCAGGAGAGCGCCGACGAAGGCCUCAUGAUGGAAACGGCGUUGCGUGUCGAAGAUGUUUCAAGAUCCGGGUGUCCCUUCUUACAUCCGGGCGGAGAACUUCGUGUGCGCCUCGAAUGGGGCGACACAUACUUGCUCUUCCAAGCUACUUAUCAUGUCUACGAUGACCUUUGUCGUCUACAAGGACAUCAAAUGAGACGCGAGAUCGCCGCCUUGCAGGCGGAGAACUACUCGCUGGAACGGCAGCUGUUCAGCUACCAGAAGAGCCUGGCGUACGCGCAGGCACAGGCUGGUGAGCCGGCGGCGCCGGAAGCGGGCGGGCGGCGCUCGCCUGCUGAGCGCUCGCUCUCCACGGACACUGAGUACGCGUGAGACGGGCUUGUGUUCAACACGCCGUGGCCGCCUUCGAAACGCCCGUUCUCAACUCUUCUAUCUUUUCGACUGAUUCUGACGUUUUUGAGCGAUUUAUCUAUUUUUCUAGACAUUUUAUGGCGAGGUGCGCCCUCGUCCGCACCGCUUUCCGCCGGUCGCCUGCACUCUCGCCGCUCGAAUCUAUCGAUAGCCGAUUAUUAUACUCGACUACUUUUCUAUUUAUCUGUACAUAAAAUAUAUUUAGAUAUUAUAAUAUUAUGUAUAUUCUCAAACUUGAAACUCGAAUUCAUAUACUGCAACAGUCGAUUUACGAAUAAAAGUCCGUAAAAUAUCUAAAA